This is a messenger RNA of Exophiala aquamarina CBS 119918, 1746 nucleotides long. RefSeq lists its product as uncharacterized. The record is from RefSeq and is a predicted model, not a curated record. Lineage: Eukaryota; Fungi; Ascomycota; Eurotiomycetes; Chaetothyriales; Herpotrichiellaceae. The coding region runs from base 1 to 1746 and encodes 581 amino acids. The transcript is spliced from 11 exons.
AUGGAGUGGAUAUCAAAUUUCUGGACACCGCGACUCAAUAGCGAUUGGACGUCGUCGGUCGCUCAGAAGAUUGCGGAGACAUCAUACCAGAUUCGUUGUGAAUGGCUCCUGUCGGAUUCAGAGCUAGAACAGGCACGCAGCAGACGUGACAUUACCGGGGAUUUCAUUAUCAGCUUCCUCGAUAAGGCAGCUGCAGCGAUCACAGCACUUUCUGCUCCAGAACUGGCCAAAAGAAUAAAACAGCGCGACCUGACAGUGAUGGAGACGACCCUUGCAUUCUGCCACCGAGCAGCAGUGGCACAUCAGAUUAACAAUUGUCUCCACGAGAUUUUUUUUGACCAGGCAGUUCAGAGGGCCGAGGAGCUUGAUAGAUUCCAAGAGCAAACUGGAACUGUCCUUGGGCCUCUUCAUGGGGUCCCAAUCAGUCUAAAGGACCAAUUCUAUGUCAGAGGCGUCGAAACCACCAUGGGAUACGUCGGUUGGAUCAAUACAGUUGAAGGCGUUGCGGAGAGCCCUGAGUAUAAAAAGAGGGAAAGCGUUGUAGUCCAGGAUUUGUUGAAGCUUGGAGCGGUACUAUACUGCAAGACAAGUCUUCCACAGACUCUUCUGCUCGGUGAAACUCACAACAACAUUAACGGAUACACAAUGAACCCCGUCAACCAAGCACUCUCCUGUGGAGGCUCCUCUGGUGGAGAAGCCUCUCUUCUUGCUCUAGGAGGAAGCUGUCUUGGUAUCGGCACAGAUAUUGGCGGUUCCGUGCGGAUCCCCGCCGCCUUUUGUGGUAUAUAUGCUAUCAAGCCGUCCUUUGCACGUUUUCCAUACAAGGACACAGCAAAUAGCAAUCCGGCACAGACGGUCGUCAAGUCCGCGGUGGGCUUCAUGUCCACAUCUCUGGCAUCCCUUAGAUUGAUUCAAAUCGCCCUGCUCUCGACCAAACCUUGGAUAUCUGAUGCAGAAGUCGUUCCCAUGCCAUGGAGGCCUGAAUACGAAAAGAUCGAGGACAGAUUAUGUUUUGGUUUCCUGAGCUGCGAUGAUUUCGUCCUACCACAUCCUCCAAUUCUUCGUGCUCUACGCAUGAUCGAAAAGGCAAUCAAGAGAAAAGGCCAUAAUACCAUCAGAUGGAAUCCUCCUUCACACCGCGAAGGAAGUCAAAUACAUAAUCGAUUCAUGUACUCCGAUGGCGGGGCGAAUACGUGGGAGCAGCUGAGACUCUCUGGGGAAGCGCCGAUUAAAGAACUGGUAGGUCAGCUGGGUGCAGGUCCUAAACCACCCCUGAGCCUACUAGAGUUCCAGGCCUUGGGUCUUCAUAGAAUCGAAUAUCGCCAACGGUACAGGGAAUACUGGAAUUCCACGAUCGAACAGGCCGGAACUGGAAGGCCCGCAGAUGCGUUCAUCAUGCCAGUUGCCCCCCACGCCGCCGUGAUUCCGGGUAAUUAUUACUACUACGGCUACUCCGACGUCAUCAACUUGCUCGACUACACCAGCAUCGUCAUUCCUGUCACCAAAGCAGACAGAGGCUUAGACAAAGCUGAAAAGCACUACACUCCGUUGAAUAAAACUGACAAGAUGAACUGGGAAGCCUACAAUGCGGACGCGUACGAUGGAGCGCCAGUAGGCAUCCAGAUCGUCGCACGGCAAUUCCAAGAAGAGAGGUGCCUCAGUCUCGCCGGAGAGAUUGUCGCAGCCCUCGAAGCCGAAAAUAUAAAUUAUUUCACCAUCGUGCCCAAGAUGGCCAAUCCAGGGUGA